Messenger RNA from Oncorhynchus tshawytscha (Chinook salmon), 5838 nucleotides. RefSeq names its product SPARC related modular calcium binding 1 (gene smoc1). Gene Ontology annotation, cellular component: basement membrane. The transcript has 16 exons. Gene Ontology annotation, molecular function: extracellular matrix binding; heparin binding; calcium ion binding. Gene Ontology annotation, biological process: extracellular matrix organization. Bases 363 to 1904 code for a protein of 513 amino acids. Lineage: Eukaryota; Metazoa; Chordata; Actinopteri; Salmoniformes; Salmonidae. The record is from RefSeq and is a predicted model, not a curated record.
UUGAUGCAGCGGACGGUACUUUAACCUGUAGUCUACACAUCAGGAUGAUCAGCUGGUCAGCGCGCUGUGGAUCAAAUCUGUCACUAUGGUGACCGUCAGCGCAUAAAAGUCCAUUAUACCGGCGGCACUAUGUGAAUAUAGUGUAAAUAUUCUCUCAGCAUCUUGAAUAAGCAACUAAAGGAACAACUGUGGAGGAGAGGGAUUUUUUGUUGUUGGGGGGGUUAGCUCUUUCUACCAUUUGGAACCUUUUUUGUUUGUUGGUGAAACGUGUUUUAGGCAUCAGUCCCAGUUGACUGAUAGUUUAAAGAACAAACUAAUUUACAACAAACUCGCCCCUCUUAUAGUCUCAACUGCGACAGUCAAUGAUGUUCAUCCGAAGCUUCGUUUUUGUAACUUUUUCUCAUUAUUUCGUACUUCUGUUGAUGUGUCAUCUCCCUCGGGCGUCCGCUCAGAAGUCCACCGGUCCACGGUGGCUGAUAGGAGACAGGGAGACCCACUGUGGGAUCAUCUGUUCCAGGACACAGGGCAAGCCGGUGUGUGGCUCUGAUGGACGGAGCUACGAUACCGGCUGUGACCUGCAGAGGGCGCGCUGCAAGGACCGUUCUCUGACGCUGGCACACCGCGGACGAUGUCGAGGUAAAAACUCGGUGAGGAUUGACCAGCUUCCAGUAGUUCCUGCUCCAACAUCAGUCUCAGAGGGGAAGAACCUGGAACUGGAAGACGGAGGCCAGUCUAAGUGCAGGGUGGAGAGGAAUCAGGCUCUGGAGCAGGCCAAGAGACCUCAGGAGUCCAUCUUCAUCCCAGAAUGCAACGAGGACGGAACCUUCGCCCAGGUGCAGUGUCACACUCUGACAGGAUACUGCUGGUGUGUCACCACCGACGGCAAACCAGUCAGCGGUUCCUCCGUGCACAACAGGACCCCUGUGUGUUCAGGAAACUUCCGUGAAUUUAUGGGAACUCAUGCUGGGACAAGUGACAAGUUGUCAGGAUCAGUAACUGAUAAACCAUCUGGACCUCCUAGUUCCGGGAGAAAAGUCUCUUUCCGUUUCUUUCUCACUCUCAACCCAGAUGACGGCUCCAAGCCCACGCCCACCAUGGAGACCCAAACACUACCAGAUGGGGAUGAGAUUACGGCUCCGACCUUGUGGAUCAAACAGCUGGUUUAUAAGGAGAGUAAACAGAACAGUUCCAGCACCAGGCGACCCGAGAAAGUUCCCUCUUGUGACCAGGAGAGGCAGAGUGCCCUGGACGAGGCCCGUCAGAACCCUCGUGAGGCCAUCUACAUUCCAGACUGUGGACCAGGGGGCCUCCACAAGCCUGUACAGUGCCACCAGUCCACUGGGUACUGUUGGUGUGUUCUGGUAGACACAGGGAGACCAAUACCAGGCACCUCUACCAGGUACCAGACCCCAGAGUGUGACAGCACGGCUCGUUCGAUGGUCUCCGACGUUGAAGAUCCUUUCCAGGGCCGAGACCUGACAGGCUGCCCGGAGGGUAAAAAAAUGGAAUUCAUUACCAGCCUUUUAGACGCCCUCACCACAGACAUGGUCCAGGCCAUUAACUCACCAACCCCCUCUGGUGGUGGGAGGUUGAUGGAGCCGGACCCCAGCCACACUCUAGAGGAGAGGGUCGUCCACUGGUACUUUACCCAGCUGGACAACAACAGCAGCCAUGACAUCAACAAGAAGGAGCUGAAGCCCUUCAAGAGAUAUGUCAAGAAGAAAGCCAAACCCAAGAAAUGUGCCAGGAAGUUCACUGACUACUGUGACCUGAACAAGGACAAAGCCAUCUCACUUCUGGAGCUGAAGGGUUGUCUUGGGGUCAGCAAGGAGGGUAGUUCUGUGAGCAGCAUCAACCAAGGGACAAGGCAAGGGAUUAAUUUGUUCAUAGGUCGUCUGGUGUGAGGAAGGAAGGCUCCAGAAGCUGAGAGGAGAGCAGAGGGAAGGGUUAGAACAGAGUUAGAACAGAGGGAAGGGUUAGAACAGAGUUAGAACAGAGGGAAGGGUUAGAACAGAGUUAGAACAGAGGGAAGGGUUAGAACAGAGUUAGAACAGAGGGAAGGGUUAGAACAGAGUUAGAACAGAGGGAAGGGUUAGAACAGAGGGAAGGCAUCUGUAUGCUUUCUGACUGACAGUAAAGAGAAAGAUGGAGCAGACAGAUGGAGCAGAAAGAUGGAGCAGACAGAUGGAGCAGAAAGAUGGAGCAGAAAGAUGGAGCAGACAGAUGGAGCAGAAAGAUGGAGCAGACAGGUGGAGCAGACAGAUGGAGCAGAAAGAUGGGGCAGACAGAUGGAGCAGAAAGAUGGAGCAGAAAGAUGGAGCAGACAGAUGGAGCAGACAGAUGGAGCAGAAAGAUGGAGCAGACAGAUGGAGCAGACAGAUGGAGCAGAAAGAUGGAGCAGACAGAUGGAGCAGACAGAUGGAGCAGACAGAUGGAGCAGACAGAUGGAGCAGACAGAUGGAGCAGACAGAUGGAGCAGACAGAUGGAGCAGUUCCUGUACAAAAAGAAGAAUGGAAAAAAAACAAGAGAAAACAAAACAAGAAGUGGCGCCAAAAUAUUUGCACUUUCUCAUCCCUAUGUUUGACUUUCUAUCUGUUUUGAUAUUUGUUUGAUAUUUUCUAGUGUGACUUAAAAUAUCUCGAUAAGAAUAAUAACUCUUCUUCUCAUUGUUAACCUUAAUGUUUAAACGCAGCGAGACAGUUAUCCCCUGUAAGGUUCUUCACUGGGACAUUACCCAUGUUGCUGUGGCGUUCUGGGUCUUCACUGGGACAUUAUCCACGUUUCUGGGUCUUCACUGGGACAUUAUCCAUGUUUCUGGGUCUUCGCUGGGACAUUAUCCACGUUUCUGGGUCUUCACUGGGACAUUAUCCAUGUUUCUGGGUCUUCACUGGGACAUUAUCCAUGUUUCUGGGUCUUCGCUGGGACAUUAUCCUCAUUUCUGGGUCUUCACUGGGACAUUAUCCAUGUUUCUGGGUCUUCGCUGGGACAUUAUCCUCAUUUCUGGGUCUUCACUGGGACAUUAUCCAUGUUUCUGGGUCUUCACUGGGACAUUAUCCAUGUUUCUAGGUCUUUGCUGAGACAUUAUCCAUGCUUCUGGGUCUUCACUGGGACAUUAUCCAUAUUUCUGGGUCUUCACUGGGACAUUAUCCAUGCUUCUGGGUCUUCAAUGGGACAUUAUCCAUGCUUCUGGGUCUUCACUGGGACAUUAUCCAUAUUUCUGGGUCUUCACUGGGACAUUAUCCAUGCUUCUGGGUCUUCACUGGGACAUUAUCCAUGUUUCUGGUUCUUCACUGGGACAUUAUCCAUGUUUCUGGUUCUUCACUGGGACAUUAUCCAUGCUUCUGGGUCUUCACUGGGACAUUAUCCAUGCUUCUGGUUCUUCCCUGGGACAUUAUCCAUGUUUCUGGUUCUUCACUGGGACAUUAUCCAUGCUUCUGGGUCUUCACUGGGACAUUAUCCAUGCUUCUGGGUCUUCACUGGGACAUUAUCCAUGCUGCUUUGGCAUUCUUGCAACACAACAUCCUGUCAUUUCAUAUAAUAGCACACGAAGGUAGAAGCACAGUUAAAUGUGUCUUCGAACACAGCAAACUAUUUCCUGUUUAUCCGUCAGUCCCAAUGUUACUCUGUCAGCUGUGAGGCUGUGUUCUCUCUGUUCUGUCUCCUUAAUGACACAGGAGCUGAUGACACAAAUAAGGUUUUUUUAAACGAGCUGCAAAUCAACAGCCUCAGUUUGCUCUACAAUAAACUGCUAAUCUGUAGCUGUAACCAGCAGAAAACAAUGACAACCAGUUAGAUCACCAGUUAGAUCACCUGUUAGAUCACCAGUUAGAUCACCUGUUAGAUCACCAGUUAGAUCACCAGUUAGAUCACCAGUUAGAUCACCAGUUAGAUCACCUGUUAGAUCACCAGUUAGAUCACCUGUUAGAUCACCAGUUAGAUCACCUGUUAGAUCACCAGUUAGAUCACCUGUUAGAUCACCUGUUAGAUCACCAGUUAGAUCACCAGUUAGAUCACCUGUUAGAUCACCAGUUAGAUCACCUGUUAGAUCACCAGUUAGAUCACCUGUUAGAUCACCUGUUAGAUCACCUGUUAGAUCACCUGUUAGAUCACCUGUUAGAUCACCAGUUAGAUCACCUGUUAGAUCACCAGUUAGAUCACCUGUUAGAUCACCAGUUAGAUCACCUGUUAGAUCACCAGUUAGAUCACCAGUUAGAUCACCAGUUAGAUCACCUGUUAGAUCACCAGUUAGAUCACCUGUUAGAUCACCAGUUAGAUCACCAGUUAGAUCACCAGUUAGAUCACCAGUUAGAUCACCAGUUAGAUCACCAGUUAGAUCACCUGUUAGAUCACCAGUUAGAUCACCAGUUAGAUCACCAGUUAGAUCACCUGUUAGAUCACCAGUUAGAUCACCUGACGAUCAUGUAUUUUUUUUGGUGUGUGUGUUCAUGAACCCCAGGAAGACUAGCUGUUGUCAUAGGGGUCCUGGGAUCCGAAAAGAAAGAUGAAAGAUCAGAGUUCAGCUGCAGAAGUAAAGAGACUCGAUCCCCCAUAAUUCACCCCUUCAGAAGUCCAGUAGCUGUGUGAAGUGUUAUUUGCGUUGGUCCCUGACUAGAGAGGCUAUAUGUACAGGGAAGUAGUGCACAAAUACAAGCGAAUGUGUUCAGUAUGUUUUGUUUUGUAAAAUGUAUAUGAACUGCAAUAUUCAUUAUGUGAAAAUGGUAUGGGGUGGAAAGGAAACUGUGAGACUGACUGAGUUAAGUUUAAAGUAUUUCUUUAAGAGUCAUAAUAAUGAGAGGUUUAGACAUUAAACCCCUGGCACUGUAUUUUAAAUCAACCAUAAGAUAAUUUAGGCAGAACAGACACUGAACAGGCAAACAGAGACAGAGAGAGAUAGGGGGGUGUAUUCACUAGGAACCAAACAGAAGUAAACAGGACGAAACGGGGAGGGACCCUAACUGAAUUUGUCCAAUAGAAACUCUUGUUUCUUUUUUUGCUACGGUGUGCGCUAAUGAAUACACCUCGGCUGAAAUUCCCAUGUCAGAAACACAUUUGUCUAUGGUCUGUUAUGCUAACCCAUUAGGUUAAAUAAUAUGUUACCGUAACCACAGGUCUGAUACCACUUCAACAGUGGCGGAACGACUGAAAAUGUCACCACAGUCAUCAUUUUAAAAAAAAAUCAAAAAAUAAAUAAAAGACUGACGGAAAAAAAGAAUGAUAUCCACAAUUGUUAUCUUUCUAAAUUCAGAAAGUUGAGGUUUGUUUAUUUGUGAUUGUUUAUGUGUGUAUUUGUUUGCCUAUAUGGACUCAUCCCUGGAAACCAUACACUGUCCCCGUGGAACUAAAGUAAGAGAGAAGGCUCUCAAUGUAAAUAUGUAUCAUAUUCUGUUGUUGGUUUCCUUGUUUCAUUGUGGAGCUUUUGGACUUAAACUUUCUAAAAAGCAAUACCAUCUUUUAUUUUAUUCACAUCACGACAAAUAGCGGUACUAAAUGUACUCAUGACACAUUAAUAUAGGACCCAAACUGUAAGACCAUCCCUAAUUUUUUUGGAGUGUAGACCUCUCCCACAGCAUUUGACUUCCUGUAUGUAACAGGUGUCAAUGUGGUUGCUUUGGACACGGGAAGAAGAAUAUCUCUAAGGGGAACAAGAGCACAUUACUGACCCCUUCUGGUGAAAAUAUAUCACUGCUUUUAGAAAGGGGCCGUCUCAAACGCAAGCAUCUAGUUCACUAUAUCUUUUAGACAGGUGUGUUACAACACGAGGACUUUACUAAGCAAUAGCUUUUUCUUUUGACCAAGCCAGUUGACUUCCAUAAUUUGAAAUAAACAUUUUUAAAGAA